Molecule: messenger RNA, 557 nt
Organism: Trypanosoma conorhini
Lineage: Eukaryota; Euglenozoa; Kinetoplastea; Trypanosomatida; Trypanosomatidae
Exons: 1
Source: RefSeq, a predicted model, not a curated record
AGGUCCUCCGUGGACACCUCGAUGCGGAUGGGCGCCCAGCCCUCGCUGCUCGUUCCUCCUCCUGCCGCCGCGGCCGCUGCGACGGUGUACGCCUGCGCCGUGCCCUGCCCCCUCCGCGGCACCUCACGCACCACCGCAGCCUCCGGCCGGCCCCUCUUCAGCACCGUGCCGUCGAACACACGGCGGCCCGCAGCGGCGCGGCACCCGCCGGCGCAGUGCAGCACGAGCAGCAGCAGCAGCAGUGGGAGAAACGGCGCGGCACAGAGUCGGCGGUGCAUGGCGUGAGAAAAGCGUGUGUGUGCCUGAGUUUGGCGAAGGACGACUGCAAUGGUGGCAGCGCAGCGCUUGUCCGCGGGAGGGGAAUGAGAAGAGGAGGAGGAGGGAAGGGCGGCUGCAGGCACGAAGAGGAGGACGAGGCAAAGCCACACGUCCCCGCCGCGCCGCGGCACGACGGAUUCUUGCGCCUCCGCCACCGGGCAUUUACUCCCGUCCGCCCCACGCACGCCGCUGAGCAGGCAGAAUUACUGGAAAAAAAAAAGUCGAUUGAAGCCAAAUGA